CAGUCCUGCAACCUGCUGGAGCCUGAGAGCCUGGCAGAGGCCCUGGGAUCCCGUGCCACCAGUUUCGAUGCCCUCUACGAGCCCCGGAGCCAGGACCCUGAGGCUGGCACAGAGAUGGGCAGCGGCUUCGACCUGGGGCUCGGUCAGUACGUCCCGGUGAGCCCGGACGUGAUCAAGCGCCGGAGGGGUGGGCUGAUCGAGCAGAGGGACAUUAUCAAGGCACACGAAGCACACAAGAUGCAGAGCACCCCGCAGGCAAGGAGGAAGGAGUGGGAGAUGGCUCGCUUUGGGGAGGCAGUGGCCGGCAGGCUGGGCUCCGGAGAUGGGUGCUCUGACCAGAACCGGAGCCGGCAAGGACCUCCUGCUCCUGCGGGAGGGAGCCCGGGAGCCUUCAAGCAAACCAAAGCGCAGCGAGCCCGGACUAUGGCUCUGUACAACCCCAUCCCCGUCCGGCAGAACUGCUUCACCGUCAACAGAUCGCUCUUUCUCUUUGGGGAAGAGAACAUAGUCAGGAAAUACGCCAAGAAGCUCAUCGACUGGCCUCCCUUCGAGUACAUGAUCCUGGCGACCAUCAUUGCCAACUGCAUCGUGCUGGCCCUUGAGCAGCACCUCCCCGAGGACGACAAGACGCCCAUGUCACGGAGACUGGAGAAGACAGAGCCCUACUUCAUUGGGAUUUUCUGCUUCGAGGCUGGGAUUAAGAUUGUGGCUCUGGGCUUUGUUUUCCACAAGGGCUCGUACCUGCGCAAUGGCUGGAACGUCAUGGACUUCAUCGUGGUCCUCAGUGGCAUCCUCGCCACUGCUGGGACACACUUCAACACCCACGUGGACCUGCGGACGCUGCGGGCUGUGCGGGUGCUCAGACCUCUGAAGCUGGUCUCAGGCAUCCCCAGCCUGCAGAUUGUGCUGAAAUCCAUCAUGAAGGCCAUGGUGCCUCUCCUCCAGAUUGGCUUGCUGCUCUUCUUUGCCAUCCUCAUGUUUGCCAUCAUCGGCCUGGAGUUUUACAGCGGGAAGCUGCACCGAGCCUGCUACACAAACAAUUCAGGUGAACUGGAGGAGCUGGAGCCCCCCCAUCCCUGCGGGGUACAGGGUUGCCCCCCAGGCUACGAAUGCCGGGAGUGGAUCGGUCCCAACGACGGGAUCACGCAGUUUGACAACAUCCUCUUUGCUGUGCUGACCGUCUUCCAGUGCAUCACCAUGGAAGGGUGGACCACAGUCCUGUACAACACCAAUGAUGCCUUAGGAGCCACCUGGAACUGGCUGUACUUCAUCCCCCUCAUCAUCAUUGGAUCCUUUUUCGUCCUCAACCUUGUCCUGGGAGUGCUGUCAGGGGAGUUUGCCAAAGAGCGUGAGCGAGUGGAGAACCGCCGGGCCUUCAUGAAGCUGCGGCGCCAGCAGCAGAUCGAGCGGGAACUCAACGGCUACCGGGCCUGGAUUGACAAAGCGGAGGAAGUCAUGCUGGCUGAAGAGAACAAAAAUUCUGGGACCUCAGCCUUAGAAGUGCUCAGGAGAGCCACCAUCAAAAGGAACCGGACAGACGCCAUGAACCGUGACUCCAGCGACGAGCACUGCGUCGAUAUCUCCUCCGUGGGCGAGCGGAGGCUGGCCCAGAGAAGACCUCUUCAUCCAACCUUGGGUAACCCCUUGAGUCACUCUGGCCUUAAAGGUGCCAGAGUGGAUGGUGCCUCCUACUUGCGGCACAAGGAGCGUCUCCUGCGCAUCUCCGUUCGCCACAUGGUGAAAUCCCAGGUCUUCUACUGGAUUGUCUUGAGCCUGGUGGCUCUCAACACUGCCUGCGUGGCCAUCGUCCAUCACAACCAGCCAGCCUGGCUCACCCACUUCCUCUACUAUGCAGAGUUCCUGUUCCUUGGACUCUUCCUUCUGGAGAUGUCCUUAAAGAUGUACGGGAUGGGGCCGCGCCUUUACUUCCAUUCUUCCUUCAACUGCUUCGACUGUGGGGUCACCGUGGGAAGCAUCUUUGAAGUGGUUUGGGCUAUCUUCAGACCAGGAACCUCUUUUGGGAUCAGUGUUCUACGAGCCCUUCGUCUCCUGAGAAUAUUUAAAAUAACCAAGUAUUGGGCAUCCCUGAGGAAUCUGGUGGUUUCACUGAUGAGCUCCAUGAAGUCUAUUAUCAGCCUGCUCUUUCUCCUCUUCCUCUUCAUUGUAGUCUUUGCCCUGCUGGGAAUGCAGCUGUUUGGAGGCAGGUUUAACUUCAUCGAUGGGACCCCAUCGGCCAACUUUGACACUUUCCCUGCAGCCAUCAUGACAGUAUUCCAGAUUCUGACUGGUGAGGACUGGAACGAGGUGAUGUACAAUGGCAUCCGCUCUCAGGGAGGCGUGCGCUCAGGGAUGUGGUCCUCCAUCUAUUUCAUCGUCCUCACCUUGUUUGGGAACUAUACUCUGCUGAAUGUGUUCUUGGCCAUUGCAGUGGACAACCUGGCCAACGCUCAGGAGCUCACCAAGGAUGAGCAGGAGGAAGAGGAGGCCUUCAACCAGAAGCACGCCCUUCAGAAAGCCAAAGAAGUCAGCCCCAUGUCUGCCCCAAACAUGCCAGCUAUCGAAAGAGACAGGCGGAGGAGACACCACAUGUCGAUGUGGGAGCCGCGCAGCAGCCACCUGCGGGAGCGUCGCCGGCGGCACCACAUGUCGGUGUGGGAGCAGAGGACCAGCCAGCUGCGCCGGCACAUGCAGAUGUCCAGCCAGGAGGGCAUCAACAAGGAUGAGCCACCCCUCAUCAACCCCCACGCCAGCAUCUUCCGCAGGAAGAAACUGGGGGAUGGUGUCACCCUGGAGAAAUGCGCGGAGGAGCAGGGCAGCAAAGGCGAGAGGCCGCUGGCUGAGGGAGCAGAGCAGCCAGCCCCGGGAGCCAACCCCAGCGGUGGAGAGGACAGGAGGAGCCCAUCUCCCAGGGUCAAGAGAGACAAGGAGCUGUGGCACCAGAAAUCGUGCCACGGGAAUUGCGAGCCGGGCGAGCAGGAUGGAGCAGGAGGGGGCACCGAGGACAGGGCACGGAUGAGGCAGAGCCAGCGGCGCAGCCGGCACCGCAGGGCCCGGGUGGAGGGGAAGGAGCCAGCCAGUGCCCUGGGCAGCCGCUCGGCCAGCCAGGAGACGGGUUUGGAGGAGACCAGCCCCACAGAGGGGACACAGGACGGGGACCAGCAUGGGGACACGACCUCAGCAGAGGCACUGAUUCAGAGGGAGCCAGAGGCAAGCAGGGAGCCCAUCAGCAGGACAAAUGGGGUCCCUGCUGGUGAUGUGGAGCUGGUUGGGACCACCAAGGAGGGGAGCCCCACCAAGACAGCACCUGAACCCCCCCGGGAUCAGGACUGCAGCAGCCCGGACACCAGCGAGCAAGCACUGCUGGAGGGCAGCCACACUGUCAGCCGGAGUGAGCCCGAGCUCUCCUCCAUCACCCCCAACACCGAGAAGGCCACAGAGAGCACCACCAUCAUGAUCGAUGUCCACGACUCCGCUGUGGUACAGAUUAGCAACAAGACAGACGGUGAAGCCAGCCCCUUGAAGGAGGCCGAGAGCAAAGAGGAUGAGGAGGAGUUGGAGAAGAAGAAGAGGAAGAAGGAGAAAAGCGAGACUGGCAAAGCGAUGGUGCCACACAGCUCCAUGUUCAUCUUCAGCACCACCAACCCGGUGCGGAGGGCUUGCCACUACAUCGUGAACCUGCGCUACUUCGAGAUGUGCAUCCUGCUGGUGAUCGCCGCCAGCAGCAUCGCCCUGGCGGCGGAGGAUCCCGUCCUCACCAACUCUGACCGCAACAAAGUCCUGAGAUAUUUUGAUUACGUCUUCACCGGCGUCUUCACCUUCGAGAUGGUGAUCAAGAUGAUUGAUCAGGGCUUGAUCCUGCAGGAUGGCUCCUACUUCCGAGACCUCUGGAACAUCCUGGAUUUCAUCGUGGUGGUGGGAGCACUAGUGGCUUUUGCCUUGGCGAAUGCUUUGGGGAGCAACAAGGGCCGGGAUAUCAAGACCAUCAAGUCUCUCCGCGUGCUACGGGUCUUGAGGCCCCUGAAAACCAUCAAGCGACUGCCCAAGCUGAAGGCCGUCUUUGACUGUGUUGUGACUUCCCUCAAGAACGUCUUCAACAUCCUCAUCGUCUACAAGCUCUUCAUGUUCAUUUUUGCUGUCAUUGCUGUCCAGCUCUUCAAGGGGAAGUUCUUCUACUGCACUGACAGCUCUAAGGACACACAGAAGGACUGCAUAGGGAACUACGUGGACCACGAGAAGAACAAGAUGGAGGUGAAGUGCCGGGAAUGGAAACGCCACGAGUUUCACUACGACAAUAUCAUCUGGGCUUUGCUCACCCUGUUCACAGUCUCCACCGGCGAGGGUUGGCCCCAGGUGCUGCAGCAUUCAGUGGAUGUGACUGAGGAGGACCGUGGGCCCAGCCGCAGCAACCGCAUGGAGAUGUCAAUUUUUUAUGUUGUCUACUUUGUGGUCUUCCCUUUCUUCUUCGUCAACAUUUUCGUGGCUCUCAUCAUCAUUACGUUCCAAGAGCAAGGAGACAAAAUGAUGGAGGAGUGCAGUCUGGAGAAGAACGAGAGAGCCUGUAUUGACUUUGCCAUCAGUGCCAAGCCCCUCACACGAUACAUGCCCCAGAACAGACACACCUUCCAGUACCGUGUCUGGCACUUUGUGGUCUCCCCAUCCUUCGAGUACACCAUCAUGGCCAUGAUAGCAUUGAACACCGUGGUGCUGAUGAUGAAGUACUACUCAGCUCCAUACACCUAUGAGCUGGCCCUGAAGUACCUGAACAUCGCCUUCACCAUGGUGUUCUCCUUGGAGUGCGUCCUCAAGAUCAUUGCUUUUGGCUUCUUGAACUAUUUCCGGGACACCUGGAACAUCUUUGACUUCAUCACUGUCAUUGGCAGCAUUACAGAGAUUAUCCUGACGGACACCAAGCUGGUCAACACCAGCAGCUUCAACAUGAGCUUCCUGAAGCUUUUCCGGGCUGCUCGGCUCAUCAAGCUCCUGCGCCAGGGUUACACCAUCCGCAUCCUGCUCUGGACGUUCGUGCAGUCCUUCAAGGCCCUCCCCUAUGUCUGCCUCUUGAUUGCCAUGCUUUUCUUCAUCUACGCAAUCAUUGGGAUGCAGGUUUUUGGCAACAUCAAACUAGAUGAGGAAAGCCACAUCAACCGGCACAACAACUUCCGCAGCUUCCUGGGCUCCCUCAUGCUCCUCUUCAGGAGUGCCACGGGAGAGGCAUGGCAGGAGAUCAUGCUGUCCUGCCUGGAGGGCAAAGGCUGCGAGCCCGACACGACAGCCACGUCCGGGCAGAACGAGAACGAGCGCUGCGGCACCGACCUGGCCUACGUUUACUUCGUCUCCUUCAUUUUCUUCUGCUCUUUCCUGAUGCUCAACUUGUUUGUGGCGGUCAUCAUGGACAAUUUUGAGUACCUGACUCGGGAUUCCUCCAUCCUGGGACCUCACCAUCUAGAUGAGUUUGUCCGGAUCUGGGCAGAGUAUGACAGAGCAGCGUGUGGCCGAAUCCAUUACACUGAGAUGUAUGAAAUGCUGACUCUUAUGUCACCACCGCUAGGCCUCGGCAAGAGAUGUCCUUCCAAAGUGGCCUAUAAGAGACUGGUCCUGAUGAACAUGCCCGUGGCUGAGGACAUGACAGUCCAUUUUACCUCCACCUUGAUGGCCCUGAUACGCACGGCCUUGGACAUAAAAAUUGCCAAAGGUGGUGCAGAUUGGCAGCAGUUAGACUCCGAGCUUCAAAAGGAGAUCCUGACUAUUUGGCCUCACCUAUCCCAGAAGAUGCUUGACCUGUUGGUACCCAUGCCAAAAACCUCUGACCUGACUGUUGGCAAAAUAUAUGCAGCCAUGAUGAUCAUGGAUUACUACAAGCAGAGCAAAGCCAAGAAGCAGCGGCAGCAGCUGGAGGAGCAGAAAAAUGCCCCCAUGUUCCAGCGCAUGGAGCCGUCCUCCUUGCCACAGGAAAUCAUCUCGAAUGCCAAGGCUCUGCCUUACCUCCAGCAAGACACUCUCUCAGGCCUGAGCAGCCGGAGCGGGUUCCCCUCACUGAGCCCGCUCUCACCACAGGAGAUCUUUCAGCUGGCGUGCAUGGAUCCCACCCAUGGGCAGUACCAGGAGCACCAGUCUCUGGAGCCAGAGGUUAGGGAGUUUCAAAGAGUGCAGCCCUCUAACCGUGGCAGCUACCUUCCCAUGGACACUCAGGACCACGCUGUCUCUGAGAGGGCCUCCUCCAUGCCUCGUCUCACUGUGGAUCCCCAGGUGGUGACAGACACCAGCUCGAUGCGCCGAUCGUUUUCCACCAUCCGGGACAAACGGACCAACAGCUCCUGGCUGGAUGAGUUCUCCAUGGAGCGCAGCAGUGACAAUACCUACAAGUCCCGCCGGCGCAGCUACCAUUCCUCGCUCCAGCUCUCUGCCCGGCGCCUCAACGCCGACUCGGGCCACCGGUCCGACGGGCACCGCUCAGGCGGCAGGGAGCGGGGCCGAUCCAAAGAGCGCAAGCACUUGCUGUCCCCCGACAUCUCCCGCUGCAACUCGGAGGAGAGGAGUCCCCAGGCACAGGAUGAGUCUCCGGAGCGGCGGCGGGAGUCCCAGUCACCCAGCGAGGGCAGGUCACAGACGCCCAACAGGCAGGGCAUGGGCUCCCUGAGCGAAAGCUCCAUCCCCUCCAUCUCGGACACCAGCACCCCCCGGCGAGGCCGCCGCCAGCUCCCGCCGGUGCCCCCCAAGCCACGUCCCCUCCUCUCCUACACCUCCAUGCUGCGGCACCCCGGGGACGCCUCACCCCCCGCCCAGGAGAGCGAGGGGGGAUCCCCGCUCCUCUCUUCCACCUUGGAACCCAACGCCGCCGGCCUGACCACCGAGUCUUCCAGUUCCCCGGCGGGAGGGAAGCAAAGCCGACAUUCUACCCCUCAGCGUUACAUCUCGGAGCCCUACCUGGCCCUGCACGACGAUUCCCACACCUCGGACUGCGGUGAGGAGGAGACCCUCACCUUCGAGGCGGCCGUCGCCACCAGCCUGGGCCGUUCCAACACCAUCGGUUCCGCCCCGCCGCUGCGGCACAGUUGGCAAAUGCCCAACGGGCACUACCGGAGGAGGAGGCGAGGGGCAGGGCAGGGCGUGAUGUGCGGGGCCAGCAUCGACGUGCUCAGCGACACCGAGGAAGACGACAAGUGCUAGAAACCGCCCCUCGCCGCCCCCCAACACCACCCCCCCGACUCCAGCC
Apus apus (common swift) is the source of this 7213-nucleotide messenger RNA. It is a transcript of the gene CACNA1E, whose product is annotated as calcium voltage-gated channel subunit alpha1 E. The transcript has 49 exons. The record is from RefSeq and is a predicted model, not a curated record. The coding region runs from base 115 to 7167 and encodes 2350 amino acids. Gene Ontology annotation, biological process: calcium ion import across plasma membrane; chemical synaptic transmission. Gene Ontology annotation, molecular function: high voltage-gated calcium channel activity; calcium ion binding. Gene Ontology annotation, cellular component: neuronal cell body; voltage-gated calcium channel complex; membrane. Lineage: Eukaryota; Metazoa; Chordata; Aves; Apodiformes; Apodidae.